Messenger RNA from Branchiostoma belcheri (Belcher's lancelet), 5993 nucleotides. RefSeq names its product tyrosine-protein phosphatase non-receptor type 23-like. Gene Ontology annotation, molecular function: protein tyrosine phosphatase activity; protein binding. Lineage: Eukaryota; Metazoa; Chordata; Leptocardii; Amphioxiformes; Branchiostomatidae. Gene Ontology annotation, cellular component: endosome. The record is from RefSeq and is a predicted model, not a curated record. The coding region runs from base 35 to 5569 and encodes 1844 amino acids. The transcript is spliced from 32 exons. Gene Ontology annotation, biological process: protein transport to vacuole involved in ubiquitin-dependent protein catabolic process via the multivesicular body sorting pathway; protein dephosphorylation; endocytic recycling.
UCCAGAUGACCAUGACGUCAUCACAAUAGCCAAGAUGGAGGCAGUUCCGCGGAUGCCGAUGUUGUGCCUGGAGUUGAAAUUUUCUCCUACAGAAGAGGACGAAUUCGGCCCUGUCAUAAGAAAGUAUGUGAGUACGUUUUACAGUGAAGAUCCCAGGGGGUAUGAUGAAGAGAUAAGGAAACUGCGACAGUUACAACAGUGUGCAGUCCGAGUGAGCCAGGACUUUGAGGGUUGCAGUGUCCUGAGGAAGUACUAUGGACAACUGCAGUAUCUGCAGAGCAGGUUUCCUAUGGGGGAGGGGGGCGAUGCAGCCGUGCCCUUUACAUGGAGUGACGUUUACUCUGGCAAGUUGAUCACCUCUGCUGACAUCAGAUUUGAACAGGCUUCAAUCCUCUAUAACCUGGCUGCCUUACAUUCUAUCCUCGGGUCGACUGACAACAGAAUGUCUGAAGAGGGCAUGAAAGUUUCCUGCACUCAUUUCCAAUGUGCUGCGGGGGCCUUCAGCUAUCUGAGAGACCAUUUUGGGAGCCUGCCUACACCUGAUACGUCAUUUGACAUGCUGAACUUUUACAUCAACUUGAUGUUGGGACAAGCACAAGAAUGUCUGCUGGAGAAGUCCAUGCAGGACAACAGGAAACCUUCCCUGGUAGCCAGGAUCAGUAUGCAGGUGGUGGCGUUCUACACACAAGGGUUGAGAAUUCUGGACACUCCUGAUGCCACACAGAUCAUCGGAUCUAAACAUCACAAAGAGUGGAAAAGACUCCUGCAGAUAAAAAUCAACUACUUUACAUGUAUUUCAUACUUAUUCAUGGGAAAUCAGGCAGAUGAGCAGCAGAAGUUUGGAGAAAAGGUCACUUACUACAAGAGUGCCUUGGACAAGUUAACUGAAGCAGUCAAACUAGCAAAGGGUCAACUAGACAGUAUUUCCGAAGCCUUACAGUUUACCAUGGAUGUGGUGGGAGGAAAGUAUGGAGGAGCUAAAAAGGAUAAUGACUUUGUGUACCAUGAGACAGUUCCAGCAAUUGAGUCUAUGCCAGAGCUGAAAGGUGCAUCGCUAGUGAAAGCCCUUCCUUUCCAGCCAAUCGACACAAGUGUUACAGGACCAGAUAUCUUUGAGAGACUGGUGCCCAUGGAAGCACAUGAGUAUUCCUCCAUGUACAGUGAGGAGAAGGCAAAGCUUCUACGGCAGGUCGUUGCAGAAAUUGAACUGAAAGAUGAACAGUUACACCAAUAUCUGGACUCGUUGGACCUGGGUCAGCUGCUGGAGACGCCUGAGUCUACCCGCCUGCCCCAGUCCCUGCUGGAGAAGUGUGCUGCCAUGAGUGUGAGGCAGGACACCAUGAAAACACUGUCUGGGUCCAUGCAAGUGCUAUCCAGUGUGAGGUUGGAUGUGGAGGCAGGACUGAGGGAAGUGGAACAACUGGUGGAGGAUGAGAGGAUGAAGGAGAAGGAUUUUCAGGAUGCAUAUGGAGCCAGAUCAGCCUCCAUUAUCUGCAGUGACAUUGCCAGAGAGUUGGACAAGUACAAGGAGGCCCACAGCAAGGCCUCCCAGACCAGCACAGACCUGCGCACGUCCAUGAACACACAUGUCAGUAACCUCAAACUUCUGUCUGGACCUUUGGAGGUGUUACAGGCUGCACUGCCUUCACAGAACAUCAUGGAUGCACCAGUGGAUGAAAGUGUGAGGAAGAACCUGAAGAUGUUAAAAGAGAAAGUGGAGGAGAUGCAGCAGCAGAGGAAGAUGCUGGAGGAUCAGCUGAGAGAACAGAUCCAGAACGAUGACAUCACACAAGUGCUGGUCACACGGGACCAGGGCAACUUGGAGGAGUUGUUCAAACAGGAGCUGAGGAAGUAUGACCAGGUCAUAGCAUACAUCCACCAGAAUCUGGCUGCUCAGGACAAUAUUCUAAAGGCACUCACUGAGGUCAACGCCAAGUAUGCAGCUACCAGGAAGGCCAGCAUAGAGACGGAACAGAGGAGAGAGAAUAUGGUGCAGUCACUGAUUGCCUCCUAUGAUGCUCAUGAAGACCUGCUGGCCAAGUGUCAGAAAGGUGUGGAUUUCUACCAGAAGCUCCAGACUAACGUCAGUAAACUCCUGCAGAGAACCCGGGGUGUGUGUAAGGUACAGGAGGAGGAGAGGCAGCAGAUCAUGGACAGGACAAAAAGCAGGCGACCUAAGAAGCCCCCAGCUCGUCCCACAGCCCCCAAACCUAACCUGGGUCCCCCGGCUGCCCCCAUGGCUGCCCUGCCUACAUUCAUCCCUCCUGGAGGACCUUACGAUGACCCGACUGUGAGUGUGUUCCAUUCUACCAUCCCAACAAAUCAGUAUCCUACUCCUCCCUCUGUCAGAAACCCAAAUAUCACAGCUGCUUUUUCAGGACAGUCCAACCUGGGACCUGCUGGGACUAAUUUUCCCAGUACAAACCUGGACAGCAGUAUUUCAUCCACUGGCACAGGUGGCAGUGUGGCUAACAUCAGUCCUGUGCAUGACCAUGUGCCAGCACCAGCAGCUGUGCCAUCCAGCUGGUCCCACCAACAGAACCUGCUCCCUCCAGCACAGUCGUCAGCUCAGCUGCCCACAACUUUCCCUCAGUCUGGUCAUAACGUACAACCAAACCCUGCACAGAUGACAGCUUACCCUAAGGGUUCAUUAGAAGACGGCAUGUCCUGUGGGGAUGGCCGGGUGGGGAGUACCUUCCCAACACAGCCGUACCAGGGUCUGCAGCAGCACCCUGCAGGUCACAUACAUGGCAACCACAUCCAGUGGGGGGGCAGUGGCAUGUCCCAGACAGUUGACACCCUCAACACUCCUAUUGUUACCCACAAACAACAGGAAAGCCUGCUGCCAUCCAUGCAGCUACAGGAGAAAGGCCCAGCAUUUCUGUCAGAGGGACAAGCCCAGGACAUGACACCAGGAUUUAACCUUGGUCAGCAGUAUGGCCAGACACAAGUCAGCUCAACUCACCAACAAGUCAGGUUUCCAGUCUCCAGCAACAGCCAAAAGCAAACACAAUUGCAGGAAGAAAGCGUUUAUGGAAUUCAAGUUCCUCAGAAUUUUGUCAGUGUCCCUGGUGAAUCAGUUCAACACAGAUCAGCUCUUCAGUUCCCUACUUCAAACAUGAACAUGAAUAACUCAGCUGCAGCCUACCUUCCUCCUAACCCAUCAUCAGACAUGCAGUACAUGGAUCUACAGCCUGGGGUGGGGCAAGACUUUCAAAGUAUUCAGCCUCAAACUAUCAAACCAACUGUAAAUGUGCCGCCACAGUUACCCAUGGGCGGGACACAGUCCCUGUCUCACAUGCCUGCUUCAUCUGCUGUCCUGGAUAUGUCUCCCAAAGUCAGUAAUCAGAUGGCUGAUCAGACAGCUCCUGCUGUUCCUCCCCACAUGCUGCCCUCAGGUCAGCAUCCCUUAAUGCCACAUAGCCUCCCUCAGCACCAAAUGGUGCCAACAUCCCAACUGCCUUACCAAAACAUUCAGCCAAUCAACCAGCAGAGUCUUGCUGUAGACAAUCAGAAUGUCCUACCGGUGCAUCAUCAGGUGACUUUCAUGGCCAAUCAGAAUGUUGUCCCUGGAGGGGAGGAGCCAAGUGUGCCCAAUCAGAAUGUUCUUCAGAUGGGUCCAGCAGCUGCCAUUGGCCGUCAGCCUUUCCCUGUGGUUGGUCCAGCAGGAGGUAUGGUGGGGGGUGGGUCCAUCCUGCAGCCUGUUCCUGUCAUGAGCUCCACGGGUACCACAGGCACUGAUGACCUGCUAUCCUCCAGUCCUGAGGGGGAGCACCAGGCUCUCAAAGACUCUCAUCAGGUUCUGAUGCCAAAGGUUCUGACUAACGAAGACAAGCAGGAGCUCCUGAGGAAGACUGAGAAGACCAAGUCUCCCCACGAGCCUUACCAUGACCAGUCAUCUUUAGACAAGCUGCUAGAAGAAGUCAACAAACUGGAGAAGAUAGUUGAGGGUUUGGAGAAGAAGACGUUGAGUGGUCAGACCAAACUUGAGAGUGACUGGAAGGGUAUGAUGGAGGCCCAGGAGAAGGAGUCCAGACAGAAGUCCAUCUCUGUCGCCCGCUGCUACUCCAUGAAAAACAGACAUCCAGACAUCAUGCCCUAUGAUCAGAACAGAGUAAAGCUGUCCAGCCUAAAGGAUGAUUACAUCAAUGCCAGCCAUAUAGUGCAUUACGAGAACCCCUCCUGUGCGAGGAUCAUAGCGACCCAGGCCCCCCUCCCCUCCACGUACGCAGAGUUCUGGACGAUGGUGUACGAGCAGCAGGUGUCAGUCAUCGUCAUGCUGAUCAACCAGGAGGAGAGUGGAAAGAAAUGGCAUUGUUACUGGCCAGCGGAGCGAGGUGUUGCAGUGAACUAUAGUCAAGUGACUGUCAGCUUGUACAGUAUUAAGACUCUUCCUACACACAUAGAGAGGAUGUUCAACAUCUCACACAAGGAGACCCGUCUGAUGAGGUCUGUGGUUCACCUGCAGUUUACAGGAUGGCCUGAUGGACAGAGUGUUCCUGACAGCCCAGACAUGUUUCUACAGUUCCAGAAGGAAGUCCUGGAGUAUCACAGACAACAGAGGAGCCUGCAAACACCCAUGGUGGUUCACUGCAGUGAUGGAGUAGGGAGGACAGGAGUGUUCUGUCUCCUGGCUGCUGCUGUGUCAGACAUUAACAUGGAGAGACCCACACCAGACCUGGUCUCUCUGGUCCACCAGCUCCGCAUGCAGAGGAAAUACAUGAUUUCUGAGAAGGCUCAUCUCCAGUUCUGUUACAAAGCCGUGCUGGCACAUGCAGAGUAUCUCCUUAUCAAACGUGGAAUCUUGAGAAACAAACGUCCAGAGAUGCAGACAGCAGCUACAACUGCAUCAGCCCCAAAGGUGGGCUACACACGACUGGACUCCUUUGAUCCUCUGUCUGAAGAUGCUCCAUUGACUAAAGUCCAGUCAACUCUGGAGAAGUUGAGCAUGGGAGAAGGGACAGAUGUCAGCGGCUCCACCUCUCUUCUAUCAGCAGAACUGCAGCAGUCACAGGGCCUCAAGAAGACCAGCCAACAAAAGGAUUUCAACCCCUCAGCCCUCACCACCUCUUCUCCCUCUGUUCCUGCUGCCAUACACACGGACCCACAGUCGGAACCACCACCAGUCAUGUCUCCUAAUCCUGCAGCAGCUACACAGCUGGUGACACCUGCAGCUGCACAGCUGCAGACACCUGCACCACAUGUGCACCUAGAAGAAGGUGAUACCCAGCACCCUGUUUAUAAUGUGAAAUCAAAUGACAUAACAGGAAACAGUGGGCAGCUGUGUAACAAUACCACCAUGUCUACUGACGAAGUACAAGACAACCAGUAUGGUCUGAUACCCAGGGGUUCAGAGGGGAGUGGGUUCAGCAAAUGUGAGAGAAACAGUCCCGUCCUGCAGGAGCUUUCAGUGGAGUCCUUUAAGUUAGAGUUGAACACAAAUACUUCCUCCCAAAAACCGAGUAGGAAGACAGACUUUGACCAGAGAAAAGGGGGUCUUGAUGCACAGAAAGACCCCGCUGACCCUUUUAGUCUGCUGGAUCCAUUUUGGACCAUGAAGACAAAGUAGAUGAAACCAGCUAAAACAGAAAAUAAGGCCAAUGAUUUAAAACAGUCCUAAUUAGCAAUCUAUGACCAGAAAAGCCCUCCCUGUUGUUUGGUAAAAGAAAGUCCUUUGAAGUACACAUACAUGUACCAAUAGUAUAUUUCAAGCUUAUUGGAGCAUUUUCCUUGCAUGUACUUCAAAUGUAUCCCACCUAAAAUGCAGUAAAUUAUGCUUUUUUACAUUCCUACGGCAGUGUUUUCUGAAUCAACAACUUUUUUUUUAUUCAGACAUCAAAACAAUAACAGUCUGAGUUACAACAGGGAACAUAUAGGAGAAAAUCCCUUGUACAGACUGGUGACCUUAUUGUAGGGAGGUUGCAUUAGAGUACACAAAAUUGAUUAUUAUAUAGUGUCAUUUAGGCCACAUCAAUUUAAUUUGUUGCUUCUCA